UGCAUAUCACCCCUCUGGCCCUGCGCGGCAACCCGCUUUCGCGCCCUCUUAUUAUCACUAUACGACUCGAGAUUUCUGAUUCCCCACGUUCCCAUCUUAUUAUUAUUAUUAUUUUUCCACUUGGAGAUUUCCUCCUCCUACGCCCUAGUCCUCUCCACUUUCCACAUCUGAUUUCUGGGUUGUUCAUCGUUUUUCCAUUGUUUGCAUUUGUUUUGGUCAAUAUACCCGGGAGAGGUGUCCGUCCGCUUGCACAAGUGGAAAUUUGCAUAUACAAACACACAUACAUAGACAUAUCCACAUAUACAGCCAUGGCUCUGUUAAAGAGAUAUUACUGCGACGAGACGGUGGACGGCGAUACGGAAUGUUUUGUCGAAGACGGAUUUUGGUACACAGAGAAAGGCAUCAUCAUCAAAUGGAUCAUCUUCGCCCUCUUCUUCAUCAUAUUCUUUGGCUGGUUCGUCGGCGGCCGCAUCCACGCAAGGAGACGGUUACGAAAGGGUCUACCGCUGCUGUCGUAUCACCGCUUCCUAAUCUCCUACUCGGAACGCCAACGCCACGGUCAAGUGCCUCAAAACCACUUCACCUUCUACCAAACACAAAACCCUUACAGUGUCCCCAACAACGCCGCAAAUCCCCAGUACACGCAGCGUCAAGACGGCGCGUGGGCGGAACCCCCGCCACUGUAUCAAAACAGCGAUGCGCCGCCCCAGUACUUCGCACCACAGGGCUCUGCAAAGACUGCCCCGAACCAGUAUGCCAUGGAAAUGGGACAGUACGGCGGACCACCAAUGGCACCAGCGCAGGCGGGACCCCAACAGAGUGGGGUGGUAGGUGGUGCUCCUGCGACGUCGGACGUUGAGCAAGGGCAAGCAUCAUCCCAAGAACUACCGCCCAGACCAGCUCAAGCAAAGAUCAUGGGCGUCCUAGGCCGGUUUAGGCGGUAAAAACUCUUUGGCGUCUUCUCUCCUCCGCUGGAGAGACCAAAAAGGAAAAAAAUUAUAAGUUUCUAUCCAUGUAUAAGAAAUUUUUUUGUUACUUGAAAGAGAAUUCAAAGAGAGAGUGUGUGUGACUGGAUCAUACCUCCCGUGUAUUCUUUUGGGGGGGGGCGGGGAAUGGGACGAGGAAGAUAAGGGGAUGGUUGUAGUCUUUUUUUGUACAGAACAGAAAGACGACAAUUGUAAUCAAAGGGGGAAGAGAUGGAGAAAGCAUCGCCAUUUUUUUUAACGUUAAUUCACAUGAUAGCAAAGCGAGCGUUAUUUAUUGAAAUUUUUUUAUUCGAUUUGAUUCGAAAAGAGAAAGAA
This is a messenger RNA of Bipolaris maydis ATCC 48331, 1301 nucleotides long. RefSeq lists its product as uncharacterized. The record is from RefSeq and is a predicted model, not a curated record. Lineage: Eukaryota; Fungi; Ascomycota; Dothideomycetes; Pleosporales; Pleosporaceae.